Messenger RNA from Ochlerotatus camptorhynchus, 5729 nucleotides. RefSeq names its product Ubiquitin-specific protease 7 (gene Usp7). Gene Ontology annotation, biological process: protein deubiquitination; regulation of protein stability. Lineage: Eukaryota; Metazoa; Arthropoda; Insecta; Diptera; Culicidae. The transcript is spliced from 4 exons. The coding region runs from base 886 to 4200 and encodes 1104 amino acids. Gene Ontology annotation, molecular function: cysteine-type deubiquitinase activity; protein binding. The record is from RefSeq and is a predicted model, not a curated record. Gene Ontology annotation, cellular component: cytosol; nucleus.
UAAAAGAAGCUAGUAUAGUGCGAAUUGAUUGGUGAGUGAGCCGUGAAUGUACAAGAUAUUUUCGCCUUUGUGUCAAUCGACCGACUUUGAGUCUUGUCGUGUGUGUCUACUAGCAAAGAGAGCAGUGGCCAAUAUUUUCCUCGCAAUUGUCCAUCGAGUCACUCUUUUGCCAAUGUAUCCAAUAGCUUCGCCAGGAUAGAGAGCAGAAAAACACGUCUCACGUCGUCGGGCGAACUAAAAGUACCUACGGCAAGCUAAACGGAUUGAAAAUUUUCAGAAGGGCAGUAUAAUCCAUUGGAUUCGUGUGCUGUGGCGUACAUGUAACAUGUACUACGUGCAGAGUGAGAAGCAGUGAAAAGUAAUAAAAUUCCUCGAAGAGAACAGAAAAAAAGCGCAGUACCAUUGGAUCGAUUUUUCCGACUGGCUGCAGCGGAUUUCCGACCGAACCAGAAUGAAUAUUGCAUAAUAAGCGACGAGAAGGAGUUUUGCAAGCAAAUUACCUGGCGACGAAAAUCAGCAGCAGAAGGAAAAACGAAACUGCAGAAAGGCGAGUGGAAAAAGUGGAUUCGGUUUUCUUUUUCUUCGACCCCAAAGUGGACAAGCCAGUGGAUUUCGGAAUAGAGGCAUAUUUUGAUCGGAAGCAGAACAACACGACUCAUCGCCCGAGCCAGGAGGAGUAGGCUUCCAUUUUGCUGCUGCCUUCUCGUCGCGUUUUCUGACAGCUCAGACGGAACGUCAAAAGUUUUGUGCAUCCGAAACGGAACGGAGAAGCUGAGAAGUGCUGCUUUCGGAAGGAUUUUGCCUUAUUGCUAACGACGAGAGAGGAUCCGGUACGGAAUCGAGCUGGGAUUUCUUCCGACUGCGGACGGGGGCUUAAACGCCGCUAUGGAUUACGACAAGAACGUCGAAGCAAUGGAUACGCAAGACGAUAACGAGCUGGAUCCCCCGAAUGUACAGAACUCCACUCCAGCGGUGGUAAACAAUCCGGCUAACGGUGGUAUAGGAGGAGCGGUCGCCGGUCCGGAACAGAUGAGCAUGGAUGAUCAGGACAAUCUGGACGACGAGGUUCGCUCGGAAGCGACCUUUAGUUUUAAGGUAGAGAAUUUGAGCAGACUCAAUGACUCGAUCCUUUCCCCGCCGUACCAUGUUCGGAACCUGCCCUGGAAGAUCAUGGCCAUGAAGCGAACCAACGAUAGUACGUCCCCGCCUAGCAAAGGACUUGGUUUCUUCCUGCAGUGCAACGGGGAGAGCGACAGUACGAACUGGAGCUGCUUUGCCUCGGCCGAACUACGAUUGCUGUCGGUCAUCCCCGGACGGGAUGCAUUCGUGCGGAAGAUUCGUCACACGUUUAGCCGGAUCGAAAAUGAUUGGGGCUUCUCGUUCUUCAUGAACUGGCACGAUAUUCUCAACCCGGAGAACGGGUACAUCCAGAACGAUGCCAUCACGUUGGAGGUGCACGUGACAGCCGAGCCCCCUCGCGGUAUCUUCUGGGAUUCGAAGAAACAUACCGGCUACGUGGGCCUAAAGAACCAAGGAGCGACGUGCUACAUGAAUUCGCUGCUUCAAACGCUCUACUUUACGAACCAACUGCGAAAAGCAGUCUAUAAAAUGCCAACCGAAGCCGACGAUGAUUGCAAAUCGGUUGCCUUGGCCUUGCAGCGCGUGUUUCACGAUCUGCAAACUCAAAGCAAGCCCGUCGGAACCAAGAAGCUCACGAAAAGCUUCGGUUGGGAUGCGCUCGAUUCGUUCAUGCAACAUGACGUCCAGGAGUUUCUGCGGGUCCUGCUCGACAAGCUGGAAAACAAAAUGAAAGGAACCAGUCUCGAGGGAACCAUCCCGAAGCUUUUCGAGGGCAAAAUGAUCUCCUACAUCAAAUGCCAAAACGUCGACUAUACCAGCCGCCGAACGGAAACCUUUUACGACAUUCAGCUCAACAUCAAGGGCAAGAAGAAUAUCAACGAAUCGUUCAAGGAUUACAUUGCCACGGAAAUCCUGGACGAUGACAACAAGUACGACGCUGGCGAGCACGGUUUGCAGAAAGCCGAAAAGGGAAUCUUGUUCAGUAAGUUUCCCCCUGUCCUGCAUCUGCACCUGAUGCGGUUCCAGUACGAUCCAAUCACGGACAGUUCGGUGAAGUUUAACGACCGCUUCGAGUUCGACGAGAAAAUCAAUCUGGAUCCGUUCCUGGAGAAACCGGAAGAUACGUCCGCGACGUACAUCCUGCACGCCGUGUUGGUUCACUCGGGUGAUAAUCACGGUGGGCACUAUGUGGUGUACAUCAAUCCGAAAAACGACGGCAAGUGGUGCAAGUUCGAUGACGACGUGGUUUCCCGGUGCACCCGGAACGAAGCCAUCGAGCAGAACUACGGCGGGCACGAUAACGACCUGAACAUCCGGCACAGCAGCAAUGCGUACAUGUUGGUGUACGUGCGCGAAUCGGUCAUCCACGAGGUGCUGGAGGAGGUAAAAUGUUCCGACAUUCCGGAGGAGCUACAGGAGCGCCUGGACGAGCAACGGCGCAUCCAGCAGUGCCGCCGAACGGAGCGCACCGAAGCCACCAGCUAUAUGAACAUCAACGUCCUGCUGGAGGACUACAUGGAAAUCUAUCAGAAAUCGGACCUCUUCGAUCCGGCCACGUCAACGUACCGCAGUUUCAAGGUACGCAAAGCGACCACGAUCGCCGAACUGGCCACGUUGUUCUCAAAAACAUUCAAAGUGGACCCGGAAAAGAUGCGUAUGUGGACCGUGACGAAGAACGAUUUGAGGAUACACAAGUUCACGCUGAUCAAUCAGAAUGCAAAUGAACCCUGCAGUAAGAACGCCUAUCAAGAUCCGAAGAACUCGUGGACCAUUUUCCUGGAGGUGGCGGCGCCGGAUGCGGAUCAACUGCAUCCGAUCGACGAGAGCGAUUUGCUGAUAUUCUUCAAAUCGUACGAUCCGAUCGAGAAGCGACUGAACUACUGCGGUCAUGGGUUCUUCAAGGCGAAGCAGUUUCUGUCGGAUCGCAACUUUCAGGAGGAGUGCAUCAGACGGGCGCAUUUCGAACCGGGAACGGAGAUCCAGCUGUACGAAGUGACGGACAUCAACAAGGCGACGAAAAUUAGGGACUUGUUUGUAAUUGAUUCGGCGCUGGCGCGGGCUAUCAAUGGGUCGAUUAUCAUAAUCGAGAAGGUGAACCCGGGCGUGGAACAUCUGGAGUUUCCGACGUGCGAAGAAUAUCUGAAGGAUUUGUACUGUCGGAUCGAGGUGGUAUUUGUGGACACGCUGAAUCCAAAUGACGCCGGAUUUACGUUGGACCUGUCAUCCGAAUCCAAUUACGACCAGAUAGCGAAGGCGUGCGGACGACGGAUUAACGUUAAUCCGUAUGAAAUUCAGUUUUUCAAGUGUAAAAACUUUAGCGAUAUUCCGGGACAGCCUCUGGCGUAUACUUAUACGGGCACGUUGAAGGAUAUUCUAAGCUACACGAAGGCAAAAUCGGUGAGGAAGUUGUUCUACCAGAAGUUAUCGAUUAGUAUCAACGAAUUGGAAAACAAGAAACAGUUCCGUUGCUUGUAUCUGAUGCCGAACCUGAAAGAGGAAAAGGAAUUAAUAUUGUAUCCAAAUAAGAACGGAACCGUGCAGAGUCUCCUUGCCGAGGCAGCCAAAGUGAUCGAGUUCAGUGAAAAUAGUUCGAAGAUCCUGAGAAUAUCGGAAUUGUCCAAGAAUCGACUAGCGCCGGGACCGUCCAAGGACACCUCGCUGGAUCAACUGCAUGACUACACGGACAAUACGUUCGUGCAGCGGUCUACCAUUAGCAAUCAGAAGAUGUACCGAAUCGAAGAGGUGGCCGAAGACGAGAUCAACUUGUCGGAGACCGAGAUGCUCGUACCGGUACUGCAUUUCACCAAGGAUAUUGGUAGCAUUUUUGGAAUCCCCUUCUUCAUCCGGACGGUGCACCACGAGACGUUCGCCACGCUCAAGGAGCGCAUGAAGAAGAAGCUGAACGUGUCGGACAAGGAGUGGGAAAAGUACAAGCUGGCCAUCAUCACCGAACACAUCGACUACAUCGACGACGAGACGAUCGAGAUUAACUUGGAAAUGUUCAAACAGGACCCGAGCGAUCCCAAUUCGCGAACCUACCUGGGACUGGAACACAUCAACAAGAACACCAAGCGAAGCAGGUUCAACUAUAUGGAAAAGGCGAUCAAAAUUUACAAUUAAAUAGGAUGCCGUUUGUGUAGAUCUUUUUCUCCUGGCUUUGUGUAACAAUCACUGAUGACGCUGCUUGGUUCCGUUUGUCCCAGAAAUACAGAAACAAAAUAUUCAGGAAAACAAAUCGUUCAUAUUACUGGUGGUUUUGAUCCAUUUGCACAUAGCAAUGUGCGUGGGUGUUUGCUUAUGGUGAUUCGGGAAGUGCUUCUGCAAAAUCAAAAGAAGGGAAAGUAAAAGCACCCAUCCAUGUUGAUAUAUGUUUUAAAAACGCAUCGGAAUGACCGCUAAGUGGAAGCAGCUGUGCAGUAGAAUAAAAUUGUCACGUUCCAAGAAAAGAAAAACAAAAUCAACCAGUUGAAAAGUGAAAGAUAAAUGCUGUUAUUAUUAUUUUUAUUACGUACCGUUUUUUUAUAUCGACAAGUUUAAAACAACCAUGAAAGGCUUACAAGAUUUGUGAGGAAUUUAAGGUGAAUUAGUAAUUAUAACGAUCGAUUCUGGGAACCAUGAAUGUCCUCAAACUUCCUGCAGUCGAUAGUUCAAAAUCUGUGAAAAGAGAAGGAACGAUGUUUUUAUCAAAAUAAUAGCUUUUACGUUUGAUCACCCACAACAACAACAACAACAACAUCAACACACUUCAAUCAUGAAUGAUGACGCUUGUUUUUCCCCUCUUUAAUUUCGACACCCAGGCUAGUAGUGUAGGAUUAUGAGCUCUUGUUCUAACAAAUAUUAAAAUCUUUCGCUCUACUAUGCUCCUAGAAGAGAGAACGAACGAGGGUUAGCCUAGAAACACAUUAUCAUCUGCCGGAAGUGAGAACGAAAAAAAAAAACACUGACAGAGAGAGAAAAAAAAAUUAAGGCAAAUCGAUUAUUUAUAUUUAAAUAUAAAAAAAAAUGAAAAAAGGUUACACAAUUAAGACUAUAGUUAUAAACAAAAUGCUGCAACAUGCAAGGCAAAAGAAGAACAAAAAAAAACACAUUAAGCUCGGCUAGUAAAUCCAAGGACACAGAAAAAAAUGAAUCACUUUUAAAUUCUCGCUGGGUAAAUCGCUGACUGUGGAAGAAAGCCUGAUGAUAUAUUAAAGAAGAAAAGAAAAUGGUCAAAACUCAUCCUUGAAUGUCGCCGGAAGUAUAAAUCUGUUUUGUUUCAUUUUUCCACCACAUAUUUAAGAGAAGUUUUUGUUUCAAAACUCAGUAAUAAAAAAAAUCACUUCUUUCCUCUGCCUCUUCGAAAGAAAAAGAAGUAAGCUAACAAAAAGGUCGGUCUUGGAAAGAUUGACAAAAGCAUGAACGUUUCUAACGACGCGCCAACAUGAAAAUAAAAUGCAGAAAGUGUGGGAAAAGGGGAAUCAGUAUAAUAAUAACACAAUAAAAAAAGAAUUGCUAAACUAAGUUCUUCUAGAAGACCGGAAGAAUGGAGUCCCGGAAAAGCUGUUGACGAGAGAGCGAGUAAGAGAUGGAGGAUGGAAGGAGCUAAUUGUAAUAAAAACAAGUAAAAAUUAUAAAAAAUGAAAAACAAUAAAAAAUGUUCAAAAAAUCUA